Molecule: messenger RNA, 2577 nt
Organism: Scylla paramamosain (green mud crab)
Lineage: Eukaryota; Metazoa; Arthropoda; Malacostraca; Decapoda; Portunidae
Product: mitochondrial enolase superfamily member 1-like
Exons: 11
Coding region: 433-1839 (468 amino acids)
Biological process (GO): amino acid catabolic process; carbohydrate catabolic process
Molecular function (GO): L-fuconate dehydratase activity; magnesium ion binding
Source: RefSeq, a predicted model, not a curated record
AAACUAGGUGGGCGAACGGGGUUUAGCAAGGUUGCACAAGAUGGUUGUGCACUGCAUAUGCGCUAUCAUUUGAUGAUAGUAUAUAUGAUGAUAUAUAUAAAAUUCAUCAAGUAGUCACUAGUGAAAAGAUAAUCCUAGCAGUAACAAGUUUACCAAGGAGUGUUGUGUGGUGAGUGACAAUUAAUGGCAAACCUGAAACUGAAAAACAAGCUCUCUAGGUUGAGUGGAGCAGCUUCUCUAUCAGUGGCGUUGUGCUGUGCACCGCAAUUCUCGCGGUGAUCUUACCAACCUGGGGGAGGAGAGCGAGGCUAUACGCCGUUGGAAAUCAUAAGAGGUGUGUGUACAGACAUAACAUAAUGGUAUACUAAAACUUGAGUUUCCCGAAACUUGUUGGCUGAUAAACUGUGAACGAGAAUUCUGCUGAAGAGCACCAUGGCGCACGCCAGUUACUCCCCCUCACGCAUCAGGGGCCUGUCGGUGCGGGAUAUUCGCUUCCCCACCUCCUUGGAGCUCGACGGAUCGGAUGCAAUUCAUCCCGACCCCGACUACUCGUGUGCUUACGUCAUCCUGUACACUGAUACCACCUUCAAGGGACACGGCAUCGCCUUCACCAUUGGAAGGGGAAAUGAGCUAGUGGUGGCGGCGGUAAAGUCUCUGUCGCACGUGGUGGUUGGAAAGCCACUCCGAAAGAUCUUCGACGACUUCGCCGGCAUCUGGCGGGCCCUCACUUCCGAGUCACAGAUGAGAUGGGUGGGACCAGAGAAGGGCGUGAUUCACUUAGCUGUGGCAGCCAUUACCAAUGCUCUGUGGGACCUGUGGGCACGCAUCGAGCACAAGCCACUAUGGAAGCUGCUUGCCGAUAUGGAACCUGAAAGACUGGUGUCCACUAUUGAUUUCAGAUACAUCGGUGAUGUACUGAAGAAAGAGGAGGCAAUACAGAUGCUCAAAGACAUGCAACCAGGGAAGGAGGUGAGAGAAGAGAGAAUGUUGUCGCGAGGUUAUCCUGCCUAUACCACGGCUGCAGGUUGGCUGGGCUACAGUGAGGAGAAGAUCGAACAGUUGCUGAAAGGAUUCAUGUCGCAAGGCUGGAGGCACUUCAAAAUCAAGGUGGGGCAAGACCUUGAAGACGACAAACGGAGAUGCAAGAUUGUACGCAAAAUCAUAGGCGACGAGAGAACACUGAUGGUGGAUGCCAACCAGAAGUGGGAUGUGGAUCAAGCCAUCGAGUGGAUGAAGGAGUUGGCACCCUACAAACCCUUGUGGAUUGAAGAGCCCACAAGUCCUGACGACGUCUUGGGUCACACUACCAUUGCCAAGGCUCUCAGGCCGCUCGGUAUUGGGGUGGCGACUGGAGAGAUGUGUCACAACAGGGUGAUCUUCAAGCAGCUUCUGCAGGCUGGUGCUAUCGACUACUGCCAGAUUGAUGCUUGCAGGAUGGGUGGCGUGAACGAGGUCCUUUCCGUGUACCUCAUGGCAAAAAAGUUCAAUGUUCCCGUGUGUCCUCACGCCGGCGGGGUCGGCCUAUGCGAGAUGGUUCAGCACCUACAAAUGUGGGAUUACGUGAGUGUGUCGGGCACCACCAAAGACCGCAUGAUUGAGUACGUGGGGAUUCUCUCCGAGCACUUCAAAAACCCCAGAAGAAUCAAUAGAUGUCACUACAUCGCCCCGAAGGUGCCUGGCUACAGCGUUGAGAUGUGGGAGAAAUCUCUGCUGGACUAUGAGUACCCUUAUGGUCCCAAGUGGAAGAAGCUAUUCCUUGAUGGAAAAUACCGGGACCCUCAGACCAGCCCGCCGCCAUGGGUGGAGCGUCGCCUGUCCGGAGACAUCAACAUGCGCUAAACAAGGGACAGACAACCAUUGGUUAACUAAAGCCAGAUUCUCCCUAUAUCUAAUUUUGAUGAAAAAAAAAAAAAAUAGAUAAAUAAAAUAAACAAAUAAAUAAAUAAAAACAAAAAAAUAAAUCAAAUAAAAAAAAAUUGGUGAAAAGGACUUGAUCACUCGUUUCUGACACACACACACACACACACACACAACGUGAUCAUACAGCAUACUUGCCUGCUUGUCUGUGCUAUCGGGACAUCCUUUCCACUGCCGUGUGUAUUUACCUAGUUGUAUUGUACAGGGCACGAGCUAAAGCUCAUUUUGUCCUGUCUCCAUAUCCAUGGGGACAUGACAAAAUGUGUGUGUGUGUGUGUGUGUGUGUGUGUGUGUGUGUGUGAUAGAUAUCUUUGGUACCACAACGCACUCACAACAGAACAGGAAUGUUGAAGUGGAAAACUAGGAGCUAGUUACAUGAAAACAACAAAUAAAUAGUGCAUAUACUUCUAUUGAAGCAGAAAGAUGACAUGUUUUCCUGUGUAACCUUGAAAUAUUGCGCAAUGGACUACUUUUGUAAAUAUCUAGUAAAGACUGAUUAUAGCUAUACUGUGCUUGUAUUUGCUUUCGACAUUAUAGAUAAUGACAAAACUGCACUUUUGUUUUGUUCAUAUGAAUUCUUAUUGGGAUGGCUCUUCUUUUUUUACAGAGCCAAAAUUUGGCUCUGUAAAAACGAUUAAUAAAGUCACGCAAUAAAGGGAA